Prunus persica (peach) is the source of this 1430-nucleotide messenger RNA. Its product is annotated as prostatic spermine-binding protein-like. The record is from RefSeq and is a predicted model, not a curated record. NCBI's taxonomy places the organism in Eukaryota, Viridiplantae, Streptophyta, Magnoliopsida, Rosales, Rosaceae. The transcript is spliced from 3 exons. Bases 592 to 1107 code for a protein of 171 amino acids.
UGUGGAGGUAAGGAAAAGAGGUUUGAAAGAGAGAAGGGAAGCUAGUAGAACCUUUUUUUUAUUAUUUGCUUUCGAGUGGUUAUAUUUCUAAAUAUUGAAAAAAUAGGACAAAAGUCAUCAAGUCUCAUUUGGUGUCUUGGCCUAGACUGCACUAUUUAUUUAAAUUGGACUAAUAUCUAGUCAUUGAUAAACCAAUAUUGUGUCUUACCCACCUAGAUAAGUGAGAUUCAUAAGAACUAAUUUUGUCUUAAUUUCAAUUUAAUCCAGAUCCAUUUACUAAACUAGCCUCCACUCUCAAUAACUAUGGUCCUUGCCAACUGGCUCUUGAAUUCCUAGCUUUUCAACAUCUUACUACAGCUCCCACCAAAAAGAAAUUAUAAAUUAAUAAAUAAAAACGAUCUCAGCCGCUCCAAGUCGAAGACCAAGAGGAAACAAAAGUAAGUCAAAAUCCUGAUCUUUCUUUUGGCCAAACAUAGCCCAUGCUACUCCAGAAGCUCGACGCACUUCCCAAAACGGCCUCCACCGCUCCUCUCUGUCACCCUAUAACUUAUCUGUAUUAUUUCCUACACAUUUAUAUACAGUUUUAGUGCAAUGGAGAUCCAGAGUUUCUGCCACAGUGCUGAUGAUUUGAAGGGCAUUAUGCGCUGUUUGGUUGAAUCUUUGAUGGUGGAGACUGCUCUUCUUGCUCACAAGUCUCUUCUUUUACUACUUCUGCAGAUUGGGUCUUUGCCUGACGAUCAUGACAUAUUUCAAAACUCAGUGAAAACAUAUCAGAGGUUUCCAAUGUCCGAACUUAAUAAAGUGAAAGAGCCUGAUGCUGAAAACAACGAUGCAGGUGAAACAAAGGAUGAUGAUGACGAUGAUGAUGAUGAUGAGGACAGUGAUGAUGAUGAUGAAGAUGAUGGUGAUGAUUCAGAAGAAGAGAGCGAUGAUGAUGAAGAGGAUUUGGAUGACGAGGUUGAGGUUGAGGCUAAUGGCGAUGGAGAAAGCGAUGACGAUGACGAUGACGAUGGUGAAGAAGAUGACGAUGAUGAGGAUGAUGAUGAUGAAGAGGAUGAUGAUGAUGAAGAGGAUCAUUACCAGCUACCGUUGACAAGAAAGAAGUGAAGUUAAUGGUUCACCAUGUUUUAGGCUGCUUCUUUAGUAACUUGGGGCAGGUUGGAAAUUUUUUAUUGAUUAUUAUGUUAUAUUUGUUAAGAUAAGAGCGUUCAAUUGCUUUUAUGGUGGUAGAAAGUGUCUCUUCUUUUUAUUUAUCAAAUUAUAAUGUGUCCUGUGGCGAUUGUAGUUGUCUGGAGUUUUGUUAUCCAUAUUUACUGGCUCAUGAUCAUGUAUGUUAAAUGAGUGGCCAGCCAGUUGUCUCCGCUGCUAAACUUUGUACCCUAUUCAAAGUGAAACUUAUCUUACCUUAUGCAAGUAUGUAGUUUCUUAUU